GGCAGGCAGCAGCGCGCUUAGCCACAGCCACAGCCACAAAUUAACCUCGAUCGCUCGCUGAUCACCACCACACCCAGGGAAAGAAGGCAGGCAGGCAGCAACUAACGAGCAGCGCUAGCACCACCAUCUAUCUGAUCGAUCUAUCCGGCCGCGUCUCCGUCGCUAUCCCCAUCCCGAUCCCCAUCCAUCUGGCCACAUCCCAAAGGCGACGUCCGCCGCGCUGUGCAGCCGUCAAUGCGGACGCCUUCGGGCGGGCGGGCGCGCGGCCUAAUUCUUCUUCCCGUCUAGCUAGCUAGCUGCUGCCUGAUCUCCCGUCCUUCUUCCCCCUCCCUCCACAGAGCCAGAGUAGCAAGCAACAGCAACGCCAAGCCUGCGUACACGCAUACAUAGGUAGAUCCGAUCCCGCUCUACUGCCCCUGCCCUAUAGUGGCGUCGUGCCGUCGUCGUCGUCGUUUGCGCUGGGCAACAGUCCCUUCUCCGCCCAGCAACCUCCAGCGGCUGUCAUCGCAUCAGCGGAACCGAGCUACCCAGCUAGGUAGCAGCCGGCCGGUGGAGAGGAGUGAAUCGAAGAAGCAGGUGGCGGAACCAAGCUAGGGAGGAGCAAGAAAUACCAGAGGAAGCAAGCAAGCGCAGUCGAGUAGAGGUACAGCUCUAACUGCUUCGGGUAAGUGGUAGUAGCUAUAUGGACCAGUUCGCCGCGAGCGGGAGAUUCUCUAGAGAGGAGGAGGCGGACGAGGAGCAGGAGGACGCGUCCAAUUCCAUGCGCGAGAUCUCUUUCAUGCCGGCGGCGGCUGCGGCAGGGACCGCGCCGUCAUCUUCGGCGGCCGCUUCCGCCGCCUCCACCAGCGCAUCCGCGUCUGCGGCCUCGGGAAGCAGCAGCGCCGCCGCCCCCUUCCGCUCCGCGUCGGGGGAUGCCGCCGGAGCGUCGGGGAGCGGUGGCGGCGGCGGCGCGGCGGCGGACGUGGAGGCGGUGGAGAAGGAGCACAUGUUCGACAAGGUGGUGACGCCGAGCGACGUGGGCAAGCUCAACCGGCUGGUGAUCCCGAAGCAGUACGCCGAGAAGUACUUCCCGCUGGACGCGGCGGCCAACGAGAAGGGCCUCCUCCUCAGCUUCGAGGACAGCGCCGGCAAGCACUGGCGCUUCCGCUACUCCUACUGGAACAGCAGCCAGAGCUACGUCAUGACCAAAGGAUGGAGCCGCUUCGUCAAGGAGAAGCGCCUCGUCGCCGGGGACACCGUCUCCUUCUCCCGCGCCGCCGCCGAGGACGCGCGCCACCGGCUGUUCAUCGACUGGAAGCGUCGGGUCGACACCCGCGGCCCGCUUCGCUUCUCCGGCCUCGCGCUGCCGAUGCCGCUGGCGUCGCACUACGGCCCCCACCACUACAGCCCGUGGGGCUUCGGCAUCGGCGGCGUCGGCGGCGGCGGAGGAGGAGGGGGGUUCUUCAUGCCGCCCUCGCCGCCCGCCACGCUCUACGAGCACCGCCUCAGACAGGGCCUCGACUUCCGCAGCAUGACGAACUACCCCGCGCCGACCGUGGGAAGGCAGCAGCUCCUGUUUUUCGGCUCGGCCAGGAUGCCUCCUCAUCACGCGCCAGCGCCCCAGCCGCGCCCGCUGUCGCUGCCGCUGCAUCACUUCACGGUGCAACCGAGCGCCGCCGCCGGCGUUACCGCCGCGUCACGGCCGGUCGUUCUCGACUCGGUGCCAGUCAUUGAGAGCCCGACGACCGCCGCGAAGCGCGUGCGGCUGUUCGGCGUCAAUCUGGACAAUAACCCGCUGUCAGAACCAGACGGCGGCGUCGGCGAGGCUAGCCAUCAGGGCAAUGCAUUGUCGUUGCAGAUGCCCGGGUGGCAGCAAAGGACGACUCCAACUCUAAGGCUACUAGAAUUGCCUCGUCAUGGCGCCGCGGAAUCCUCCGCGGCAUCGUCUCCGUCGUCGUCGUCUUCCUCCAAGAGGGAGGCGCGUUCAGCUUUGGAUCUCGAUCUGUGACCUAAAGGCAAAAUCAAAGGAAAGUUCUACAAUUCUUUCUUUCUGCUUGUUUCGGUUCUGCUUAUAUUACUACCUUCUUCUUCUUCUUCUUCUUCUUCUUCUUCUUCUUCUUCUUCUUCUCUUUUGAUUAAUCAAUUAUAACUUUUGAUGAUAGGAGCUAGAAUUUGACGUUUUAAUAUCCUUGUUUUUUUGGCUCUUCACUUUUUGAUGAGUUAUUGGUUUGAUGAGAAGAUACAUAUAAACACUAGGAAAAUCGAUCAAUGUUUUUCCCAAAUCCGUGUCAUGUUCUUCGUUCGUUCAGCACUCACUAUAUGAUUUUUCUCGCGCUGUUACAUCCGUCCAUCUGUACUUGAGUACGUACUUGCCCCCAUUUGAUCGGAAAUUCUCAUGUUGAAUCCCUCCCUACAUAUGAUAACAUGCAUCUGCAAAUCUGUCUAUUAUCUCCUAACGUAUAUCUAGAUUUUAAGAUCUCCGUCAGAAGAACUAUAUGCAGUGAGUGCAGUUGAAAAAGCUUGUAGCAUCGACGAUCUUUGUAAUGAUCUUGUAGGUCUUCUAGAACAAAUUGUCUCGCAGCUGCAGAAGCUAGCACGGAUGGACGGAGGACAUAUUGAUCGCGCAUUCACAACAGAGAUGACAAAGCCAGCUGAUCGAAGCAACAAAUUGCAGGUGCGAUCUUAAAAUUCCUCCCACAUUCGGUACCUUCUAUCUCAUCACAUCUCAUAUCUAUGGAGAGGCUUGGACACAUCCUUUUAUUGUACUACUACCUCUGUACUUGUGUUCUUCUCCUCUGCGUAUCAUACAUGUAUAGAGCAUAGAAGGCUAUACGGCAGCAAGAAUAAACAAGGACUCCUCCUUUUUCUUGCUACGAAAGGGCCGGGGACACAGAAAUAACUCAUCUGUGGUCCAACUUACGUAUAGUUUGGAUUGUCUUGGCCUCGACUGUACACUGCAUAUACAUACAUAUGCACAGUUCGAGCUGGGUCUCCAUGCUAGCUAUAGAGAUAGAGAGAGAUUUCUUUAUGAUCCCCUGCCAGUGAUCUGUAAAAAGUUAGUGGGCAUUGCCAACAACGGUGCCACCCUGCUGGUCAUAACACCAUGGUACUCCUGCCAGGAAUUCAUGGGGGUGAGGGUGAUGAGGAGGACGAUCGGCGUACGAACCUAGCUAUGCACUGUUGCAGUAGGAGUAGCAACAGUGCGUAGGUGUACAAACCUGAUGGCUGCCUCAGAAGCCUGCAUGUGUUGCCAGCUCUUGCCUCCUCCUUGUGCGAUGUGUAGUGUUGCUUCCAUCGAUGCUAUUGCUAGCUCGCUCGCUCGAUCCCUUCCCCCUUUUUACUGCACCAGCCUGCGAUGCGAGUACUGCGCUGGCCUGGGCGUUUGUGGUGUGGGAGGAAAAGAGGCCACGUACGUACCGGCCUCUCGUCAGCUCAGCCGGCUUUGGAUAGAUUUCACUAACUACCUAGCAAUCUGUAGGGCAUGGGUGCAAUUCUUUUUGCAAUGGGAUGGGUCGGAAACUUAGAAGGGAUGGGGUACUGAACCUUGCAAGAAAAGUGCCUUUGGUCUUACUGAAAGAAUGGGAAAGGGGGGCAAGAGGGAUUUACAAGGGAUUGGGAAGGUGAAAAGGGGAAGGCCAUCAUCAUCUUGAUGUGGCCUUCUUCACAAAGGAUGGAUUGGAUGGAAGCCUCUCAUAUAUAUGGACUUAUAUGGAGAUCCUGCUCACUCUUAUCCUUCGUCCCUUGUUGUGUUCAGCAUGUAUGUAAUUUCUUUCCAGAGUCCAAACUCAUCAGUCCAUGGCUCCAUGCUAUGCAUGCUAUACUGCAACUGCAACCUUAUGAUUCCAUCGUUAUCUCUAGUAGUAGGGCUAUAGCUUGAUUUAGAUGGAUUAAUGCCUUUCUUCUGGCGAACCAGUCCUCUUUUACAUGCUUCUAUAUCAGGUAGCUUAGUAGAAAUUUAGAAUCCCUAUAUAUGUAUAGGACUAGGCCAAGUCUCAAAACUUACAUCAGAACAGGAGGCUGAAAAGUCCAGAUCAUGAUUUUUGGACUAGGCCUUGAAACGUAGAGAUGCUUAUAGGUCCUGUUUUGGGGAACCUAGCUAUAUAGCUUAUAUUCGAUGAAAAAUGGAAAUUCACUAAUAAUUAAUGUCUGGCUAGCUUAUUCUAUAGAAUACAAAUAAAAAGUAUCUAUAACUCCGUGCAUAUAUAUGUUAGGCUAUACAUCAUCAUACUGUUCCUUAUUCCGUUUUUAUACUUAUGUAAUCAUCACACUGUUUUCUUUACUUUUGAAAGGGUAAAAGGUUUUUUUUAUUUUUUACUUACGAAUUUGCUUGCUGACCGAGUGUAGCUAAUGGCUUUGUUAGUAACUUCAGGUUACACGUGCCUUUUAAUCUCUGAUGCGUGUAUUGCUGCCCAUAGCCUUUUGUAAUAGAUUUUACUCCGUCACAAAUUUACUGCUUCAGAAGUGUCUUUCUUACUGUGAGGGAGAAGUAUUUGCCAGCCUAAACACAGCACUAUCAACCCACAUUUUGGACAUGUAACUAUGGGUUAAUAAUCUUAAUAUUAUCAGAUCAAAAUGUGACAUUGUUCCAGUAUAUCACUGUGCUCUGAUUGAUAUAACAGAUGAACCGGAUAUAUG
Messenger RNA from Sorghum bicolor (sorghum), 4614 nucleotides. RefSeq names its product B3 domain-containing protein Os02g0683500. The coding region runs from base 683 to 1987 and encodes 434 amino acids. Gene Ontology annotation, molecular function: DNA-binding transcription factor activity; DNA binding. The transcript has a single exon. NCBI's taxonomy places the organism in Eukaryota, Viridiplantae, Streptophyta, Magnoliopsida, Poales, Poaceae. The record is from RefSeq and is a predicted model, not a curated record.